AUGUCGUCUGGAAAUGCUGUCAUCGGCAAGCCUGCCCCAGCCUUUAAAGCCACAGCUGUAGUCAAUGGACAGUUCAAGGACAUUCAGCUGUCUGACUACAAAGGAAAAUAUGUGGUGUUUUUCUUCUACCCUCUGGACUUCACAUUUGUCUGCCCCACUGAGAUCGUGGCAUUCAGCGACCGAGUGGACGAGUUCCGCAAAAUCGGUUGCGAGGUUCUCGCCUGCUCUGUCGACUCUCACUUCAGUCACUUGGCCUGGAUUAACACACCACGGAAGCAAGGAGGUCUGGGUAACAUGAAAAUCCCCCUUGUGGCAGACCUCACAAAGAGCAUUUCCAGAGACUAUGGCGUGCUGAAGGAGGAUGAUGGCAUUUCGUACAGGGGACUGUUUGUGAUUGACGACAAAGGCAUUUUGAGGCAGAUCACCAUCAAUGACUUGCCGGUGGGUCGCUCUGUGGAUGAGACCAUGCGCCUUAUCCAGGCAUUCCAGCACACUGACAAAUAUGGUGAAGUGUGCCCCGCGGGCUGGAAACCAGGCGGUGACACGAUCAUCCCUGACGUUGAGAAGAGUAAAGAGUUCUUCUCCAAGCAGUAA
This is a messenger RNA of Nerophis lumbriciformis (worm pipefish), 594 nucleotides long. NCBI's taxonomy places the organism in Eukaryota, Metazoa, Chordata, Actinopteri, Syngnathiformes, Syngnathidae. The record is from RefSeq and is a predicted model, not a curated record.